Molecule: messenger RNA, 3689 nt
Organism: Andrographis paniculata
Lineage: Eukaryota; Viridiplantae; Streptophyta; Magnoliopsida; Lamiales; Acanthaceae
Product: kinesin-like protein KIN-7C, mitochondrial
Exons: 24
Coding region: 67-3315 (1082 amino acids)
Biological process (GO): microtubule-based movement
Molecular function (GO): microtubule motor activity; ATP binding; microtubule binding
Source: RefSeq, a predicted model, not a curated record
UCAAUUCAUGUGAAAUUGUCGAUUUGGAAGCCUCCGGGCGGCAAAACACACGCCACUCCACUCCAAAUGUCCACUCGCCGCUCCUCCGUCUCCCCUUUCCGCUACCGGAAGGCUCCGGCUCCAGCUCCCCCGGCCUGCUCCGCUGUUGUAUUCUCCUCGUCUUCUUCGACUGCCUCUGCUGGGGCGUUGCUCUCCAAGCAUCCAGCUACGCUGGCCCAGCCCAGCAAAGCAAAAGAGAAUGUCACCGUCACUGUGCGAUUUCGUCCUCUCAGUUCUAGGGAGAUCAGCAAAGGAGAUGAAGUGGCUUGGUAUGCUGAUGGAGACUGCAACGUGCGCAAUGAGUUCAACUCUGACAUUACAUAUGGAUUUGACAGGGUAUUUGGUCCUGCGACAACUACGCGCCAAGUUUAUGAUGUUGCGGCACAGCAUGUUGUGAGUAGUGCAAUGAAAGGAGUAAAUGGGACCGUAUUUGCAUAUGGAGUUACUAGCAGUGGGAAGACACAUACAAUGCAUGGGGAGCAAAAAUCUCCUGGAAUCAUUCCAUUGGCUGUUAAGGAUGUCUUCGGAAUUAUACAAGAGACACCUGGAAGGGAAUUUCUCCUCCGAGUUUCUUAUCUGGAAAUUUACAAUGAGGUCAUCAAUGACUUGCUUAAUCCCACCGGACAGAAUCUUAGAAUAAGAGAGGACUCUCAGGGCACAUAUGUGGAGGGAAUAAAAGAAGAGGUUGUUCUAUCGCCUGCUCAUGCUCUUUCUCUGAUAGCCUCUGGUGAAGAGCACAGGCAUGUGGGUUCUAAUAAUUUCAAUCUGCUCAGCAGUCGAAGCCACACAAUAUUUACCUUGACUAUCGAAAGCAGUCUCACUGGGGAAAGUGAAGAUGUGACCUUAUCACAAUUGCAUUUAAUUGAUUUGGCAGGAUCUGAAAGUUCCAAAACUGGCACAAUUGGGUUGAGGAGAAAAGAGGGUUCAUACAUAAAUAAAAGCUUACUUACACUUGGCACUGUGAUAUCCAAACUAACAGAUGGAAAAUCUACUCACAUACCAUAUCGAGAUUCAAAGUUGACACGUUUGUUGCAGUCUUCUCUCAGUGGUCAUGGUUGUGUUUCUCUUAUUUGCACAGUGACACCUGCCUCUAGCAAUACUGAAGAAACACACAACACUCUUAAGUUUGCACAACGUAGUAAGCAUGUUGAAAUUAAAGCCUCUCCAAACAAGAUCCUGGAUGAAAAGUCUCUCAUUAAAAAAUAUCAGAAAGAAAUAUCCAAUCUAAAGCAAGAACUUGAGCAGUUGAAGCGUGGUAUGAUGGAGAAAGAACAUUUGACAGCACCAAGCCGAGAAGAUCUUGUUAAUAUAAAGCUCCAGUUGGAAGCAGGGCAAAUUAAGUUACAGUCAAGAUUGGAAGAGGAGGAACAAGCCAAAGCUGCUUUAAUGGGGAGGAUUCAGAGAUUAACCAAGCUUAUCUUGGUUUCUACAAAAACCUCAACUCAAUCAAAUAUGCUUGAAGAGCCUAGCCACAGGCGAAGGCAUUCAUUUGGGGAAGAUGAGCUAGCCUAUUUGCCAGAUAGAAAACGUGGAUGCGUAAUUGAUGAGGACAAUGGAAGUGUUGACUCUGAAAGGUCUGUGGAUGGCAAGAUUGAUGCGACAAAUCUUGAUGAGUUGGUUCAAGAUUACAAAAGGAAUACGAGGAGAGGGAUGCUUGGAUGGUUUAAACUAAGGAAGCCUGAGGCUGUUUCAUCACCAAGUACUGAUCAUGAUAGUUCUGCAAGUGGUUCUCCUGCUUCCUCAUCAAAAUUGUCUGGACGCAAAGUUAUGUUUAGUGAUAUUAAAGAUGCACGGAGGAAGUCUGUCAGCGGGAAAGUGGAUGAGACUUCUGCUGCAGCUUUUCCUGAAAGAACUCAAGCUGGUGACUUGUUCAGUGCAGCUGCUGGAGUAAAGCGUCUUCCACCGACUGGGAGCACCAUCACAGAUCAAAUGGAUCUUCUACGUGAGCAAAUAAAGAUGUUAGCGGGAGAGGUGGCCUUAGCUACAAGUUCGCUGAAAAGAGUUUCAGAGCAAGCAGCUAAGAAUCCUGAUGAUUCCAAACUUCAGGAAAGCAUGCAAAGAUUGAAGGAUGAAAUAAGAGGAAAGAAGCGUCAAAUGCGGAUUUUGGAGCAACGAAUGAUUGGAUCCAUAGAGCUAUCUCCUUAUGGUUCAAGCAUUGUCGAGAUGUCUCAGGCUUUGUCAAGGCUUGCUACUCAGCUGAAUGAAAAAACUUUUGAGCUUGAGAUCAAAUCAGCAGAUAACAGGAUCCUCCAGGAGCAGCUACGGGGGAAGACAAUGGAGAAUAACGAGAUGCAGGAAACCAUUACUCAGUUGAAACAGCAGAUUGAAUCCUUGAUGCAACAUAAAAAUUCAAAAAGUGCAGAUAGCACCACUAGAAUGAACAGUGCUGAGAGAUCGAUAGAGGUUAUGAAUGAAAAGGGAUAUGACAUUAUUUCAUACGAUGAAACUUCCAUGGACGAAAAUACACCAACAAGUGCAGGCAGCCUGAAUAAAAUAUUCAACCAUGAUGGCACAUCUUCAAAGUCUCGGCUUCUUGUGCAGGCUGCUGAGAUAGAGUCGCUGAAACAUGAAAUGGAUAAGCUUACUGAAGAGAAGGAUGAGAUAGAGAUUCAGUGCCAAAAACAAACUGAGGAAGCUUCCUAUGCUAAAGAACUUGCAUCUGCAGCAGCAGUUGAGCUGCGGAACUUGGCAGAAGAAGUAACAAAGCUAUCCUACCAAAAUGCAAAACUCACUGCUGAUCUGGCUUGUUGCAAGGCCAACUGCUGUAAAAAAUCAACUCCUGUUACAAAGCACAAUGGAGUGAGUAUACAGUUACAACCUGGACGUGACUCCUCCUCACACAUGAGAAAGUCAGGGGAGGGAUUAUCUAUGGAGGAGUUUGAGGUGGAGCUGAAUGCAAGAUACCAAAGAGAAGCCUCUUUGGUUGCCGCAUUAGCAGAAAGGGACAGAAUAGAAGGUGAUCUACGGAAGAGAUUCGACGAUGCAAAAAGGCGUGAAGAGAAGUUGGAAAAUGAGCUUGCUAACAUGUGGGUUUUGGUAGCAAAGCUGCGGAAAGGGCAUGGAGUAUCUGAUGUAUUAUUAGAGAGCAAUUUAUUGAAUGGAUCUGCUACUGCUGCUGCAUUAUCAUCUGACAACGUCCAGAAGUGUGAGAUGAUCAGUUUGAUUGAGGAGGAGUCUAAAGCAUGUUGUUAUCAAGAAGCCGAAGCUGGAGCUGGAAGAAGAAAUUGCAAGGAGGUUGACGACUUUGGAGUAAAGGGUUGGAGUAAUCCUCUAUAGACGACGACGAUGAUGAUGAUGAUAGCAUGGCAUCCAUAAUCACACCAGUUCAGUUCAGUCCAGUCCACACCCACCACCAUAAUUGGAUCUUCUGGUCUGGGUGAAAGAAACCUCGUCUGCACCGUGAUUGUGUGAGUGCCUUGCCUGCUUGCCUCCCUCCCUACAACUACAACUACAAUAUAAUGUAUUGAUAGAUAAUACAAUUAAGAACCAACAACUGUCGAGAAGGCAUGAUGUAAAGUACUAGUAAGUAGUAAGUAUCCAUCCUGAUCCAGGCAGGCUCCAGCUGACAUGCCUGUCUGUCUGUCUGUUUUUAUUAAGGAAAAAAAGGGAAGUUUAAUUUGUGAUCAAAUUUUGUUGUUUCUGGGUUAUUU